Molecule: messenger RNA, 1980 nt
Organism: Epinephelus moara (kelp grouper)
Lineage: Eukaryota; Metazoa; Chordata; Actinopteri; Perciformes; Serranidae
Gene: fam107b
Product: family with sequence similarity 107 member B
Exons: 4
Coding region: 251-655 (134 amino acids)
Source: RefSeq, a predicted model, not a curated record
AUGGGUCCUGACUGAGAGAACGUGUGUGUGUGUGUGUGUGCGCUACAGCAGCUAUUGGAGCAGUUUACAAAAGGCAGAGUCUCGCGGACACACCUCGAGCUCCUUUUUAAGAAGUGGUCCGGGGACGCACCGAUGUGGCCUGAACCACUUUGUCAGCUGAAAUAUUAACUCGAGUUGGGAGAAGUCACGUCGGGGUCGACUUUGAGAUCCGUGUGACCCUGGUCUGUCGCUGUCAGCAGGGAGGAGCGUCAUGGCGGAGCCCGACUACCUGGAGGGGGACUGUGAUGAGCUCAUCAAACCCAAGAAGCUGAUCAACCCGGUCAAGAACUCCCGAAACCACCAGGACCUGCAUCGAGAGCUGCUCAUGAAUCAGAAGAGGGGUCUGGCUCCUCAGAACAAACCUGAGCUCCAGAAGGUUCUGGAAAAGAGAAAGAGGGAGCAAGUGCUCAAGGCUCAGAAGGAGGAGCAGGAGGCCCACAAGAAGAGGAGCGACCUGGAAAUAGAGCUCAUGAAAAGACAACAGAAACUAGAGCAGCUGGAGCUGGAGCAGCAGAAAAUCGAGGAGGAACAGGAGAACACUCCCGAGUUUGUGAAGAUGAAGAGCAACCUGCGCCGGACCAAGCAGGAGACUGACGGGGAGGAACGGACCACCUAAAAAAACCAGCAGGGGUGUCUGGGUCCGGCUGAUUGUGCGCGUGUUUGUGGGCACUGAGACGUCAGGAGUGUGUGUACAAAAGAGAGAGAGUGUGUCGUCUGCGGCGCACGGCGGUGACCUGACCGUGGUCCGAGACGAACUUCCUGGCUUUCCCAACCUAGCUGUUCCUUUCCCCGCAGUGAGGAGAGAGACUUUACAGACUAAAGACCCCCCCUCUGUCUGCCUGCCACGGACCGCCAGCACUCACCUCUGCUCCUCACACCCAUCCAGCAGCACACAGCACCCCCCGCAGGAGGGACCUAACACAGACAUGUUACAUGUACAACGCCUUUUAAACGAGGGCGAGCAAGCUUCCAAUGAGCUCUGAUGGAGAAAACAACCAAACACACAUGCAGGAGUUUUCAUCCCCUCUGUUUUCACUCCUCUCUCCACAGCAAGCUGUCGUUUCUCUUUACUGUUAUCGAUGUUGUUAUCGUGGUUGUUUUCUUUCUUUUCUUUUUUUUUCUUUUUGUUUGUUCCUCAGAAUCAAAUAAGGAAAAGUGGACACUGGAUGGACUCUUGAAGCUGUGUAAUGUAAAAGCCAAACAAAUGUGCUUUUGUUAUUUAUGUUUGUAGCUUUUAGCCCAGGUAUAGGGGAGGACACUUUUUAGUCGUUCUGUAUUUUUAGUUUUGUUUUACAGCAUAGUUUAUGAAGCCAGAACAGGACAAAGGGAGUGUACGGUCGUGUGAAACACUCACAUUUGCUUUAUUUUUUUUUUUUUUUAAAUUCCGAACAUGCCAUUUCCUCAGCUAAUGCAAUUUUGAGCAAUAGUAGAACUCCCAGGCAUGAGAGUGACCUUUUCUUUAUAUAUUCUGUUGUUUUGUAUGAAUAAAAAUGUUACUUAAUAAAUAAUUUAAGUUUUUGUUAGGGUGGUCAAUAAGAGCUCUGAGACCUGUCUGAUCAGUCUUUGUGUGAAUUUAUGAACAAAGGAUUAGUAGUUUUGGGAUAUCUGUGCAGCUCCUUCAUCACUGCAGUAUUUUAUGGAGCCAUGGAUGUGCAGACAGAUAAAUUACAUCCUUAAAUCUGAUUUAAAGUAGUCGUCAUCUGCAAAACUAUUUCACUCACGUAUGUUACACAAAUUCCAAACCGAUUACACAAUAUGGGAAACUGUGAUAACUUUGGAUGUCAAAGCGCACAUGUAGUGGUUUUUUAAAGAUCACACACAGUAACAAUAUGGGUCUAAAAUUCUGGUGAGUGGGUCUCCGGGAAGAAGCAAAUUUCUAACAACAUAACCCUGUGUUCUUCUCCAGAAUCCUCUUUUAAAUAAACUUAAUUUUAACACACA